CUUCAGUCAGGAAUUGAAACGCCUGCCCAGCGACAAUGCGGACACAUGAGUUCCUUGUCUCGGCCUGAGAGGCCUUGUGACCAUUGCCGCAGAGUGAGGCAAAGAUGUACACCUAUCCCAGGGGAUUCUUGCACCUUGUGCCAGGGACGGGUCUGUUCUUACGUUGAAGCACCCCCCAAGAAGAGAAAGAAGCCAUCGAAACCAGUCACCAGCGGAGCUAAUACCGUUUCUCCGCUGUCUCCAGAGGCAAAUCAGAGAGAAUCACCACAGGACUACUCGAGCUUACCAGGGGCAUCGUUAUUGAAACACACCCUCGGUCAUCAGCAUUUCCGAACGAAUUGCUACGUCGGAGCUACUUCCUUCCCGAGCCGUGUUCUACUUGAUCUUGCGAGAGAUGAUCAACAACAUGGUAACUACCGGGCCUCUCAACCCGGUUCCGAUAUACGACGUGUGGGUGAGAAUGGCUAUUUUCUCAUCCUUCCUGACAAGGACGAUGUCAUAGAAGAACAGCUCCAGCUUCUGGACAAAAUUGAAGCCACCAUCUCGCCUCACGGCGCUGCUCUGGUGGACUUGUAUUUCCGGAUUGUCCAUCCUAGCUUCCCGAUCCUUCACAAAGAUGUCUUCCUGGAAAAGCACAGCCGCUCCUAUCGAGAACUGACACCUGCAUGCUUAGCCGCGGUCUACAUGCUUGCCUUGAACUGGUGGUCUUACAGUAUCGACCUGGCUCAUUUGAGCAAGCCAGUUAUUACUGAGCUUGAGAAGCUUGUUUCAUCUCUUAUGGCCUUCGACAGGGCUGCCAAAGUCUCCGACAUCCAGGCCGGUCUCUUGUUUCUCCAACGACCCCGUCAUGAUUCGUGGAGGUUAACCACUCAGCUUGUUGCUACUGCCGAAGAGGUUGGACUGCAUCGUGACUGUUCCGAUUGGCAAAUUCCGGAAUGGGAGAAAGGAGUCCGUAAACGUCUGGCGUGGGCUUUGUUUAUGCAGGACAAAUGGGGAGCGCUCGUUCAUGGACGCCCGUCGCACAUCAAAGCGGACAACUGGGAAGUUUCGCCACUUGAGCUGGCCGACUUCCCAGAGAACGUCGACGAAGACCAUGCAGAGCAAGGCAGUUCCGAAGUCGAACGGGGCAUCCUCAUUUUUAUGCACAUGUCGUCCCUGACGCAGAUUGUUUCCGACAUCAUUGACGCAUUGUUCACGGUGCAGGCUGCCAUGAACUAUCCAACAACUGUAGACUUGUUGCAAGCAGUCAAGCCGCUCCAGUUACGACUGAAAUCCUGGUAUACAAGUCUACCUUCGGCUUUAGAUCUAGGUGCCACUCAACCACGGAAAUUAUCUGCUACAGGACAGCUGUAUCUAGCCUACCUUGCUGCAGAGGUGACUUUGCACAGGGCUAUCAUCGAGUCAGAAAUGAGGCACCCUCUCGACGCUGAACUUCGCCAGAUCACCCGUGGUGCAGCAGUUAUGAGAUUCCGGUCUGUCAUCGACUUUCUAAAACGCCUUAAGCCCGAACAUAUGCAAGGUUUCUGGCACUUUGCGUCAGAGCCUUCUCUGGCCAUCAUAUGCACGUUUUCAAUGGUAUUACUGGCCACCAGUACGGAGACGCUCGAGUCUAAAGACAUUUUCUCUCAAAUUGCCGAGUUUCGCUGGCUUCUCAAUAUUAAUCCCAGUGCGAACUUUACGAGAACAACAUUUGAUCUUUUGAGGACAAACGCAGGGUUUUUGGCCCAAUACCGUCAUCAGCGAAGCGCCGGAGUGAGCAACCUUCAUGCCGACCGUCACGCGAGUCGAUCGCAUGAACCGGAACAAGCAAAAGGAGUUCUACAACCCAACGAAGCUAGAGAGAGGCAAGGGGACAUCGGCGAGUUCUCGCCACAAGGGCUCGAUGUGAGUCCAGAUCAAAACUGGUUUUACAAUUUCGAGGACUUCGAAUUGCAUUCUUGA
Molecule: messenger RNA, 1941 nt
Organism: Exophiala oligosperma
Lineage: Eukaryota; Fungi; Ascomycota; Eurotiomycetes; Chaetothyriales; Herpotrichiellaceae
Exons: 1
Coding region: 46-1941 (631 amino acids)
Biological process (GO): DNA-templated transcription
Cellular component (GO): nucleus
Molecular function (GO): zinc ion binding; DNA binding; DNA-binding transcription factor activity, RNA polymerase II-specific
Source: RefSeq, a predicted model, not a curated record